Acanthoscelides obtectus is the source of this 306-nucleotide messenger RNA. The record is from the annotation of a GenBank genome assembly. NCBI's taxonomy places the organism in Eukaryota, Metazoa, Arthropoda, Insecta, Coleoptera, Chrysomelidae.
AAGGUCCCUAUUAUUUGAGCCAUAUGCAUUUUGUUCGGAGUUGUGAAGCAUAUCAUUGUGAUCCAAGUCAUUAGCCAGGCUUCUAGCAGAUCCUGAGGAAGAUCAGAGAUGCAGCGGUUACUUAUUUCAGGAAUGUCGUACCUGAUUGUAUCUACACAUCACUCUUUGAAUAAACAGUGGAGCACCACGAAAAGUUCAAUAUGUGCCGUUGUCAACCCAAGAGGUCCUGAGAAUUAUCAGAAGCUCAGAAAUUACUUCUGAUCUAACCAAAAGGCUCAGCUCUGAAGGAUAUUUGCAGAACACAAC